AAUUAUUAUCGCCUUUCCGUAUGAAUCAAACGCGUUUUACUUUACAAAACACACAUUUGUGUUUUCUUCUUCUAGGAAUCCCGAGUGUCUAAAAUGUUGAUCUUGGUCUUGUUUGUGAGUUGUGCAUUUGUAACAUUCUGCAGUGGUGUGUCGUAUGUACCUCCAAAAUCUCCUCUCUUGAGAUGUCCGUACGGUAAAUAUCACAAUGACGUAGGAGGUGAUCCUAUCUGCAGUCUCCUGGGCGUGACCUGUCCGAAGGGAUACUUCUGUAGCGGGGAUAACAAGAAUCAGAACGGAUUUUGUUGUAAAACUCAUAACCCUUGCAUCACCGGGAACCCCUACAAUGUCAGGGGCGAUGCCCCUCCUUGCCGUAAAGGGAAUUUCCGAUGUCCUAUUGGGUACUCCUGCGUUGGAACGGCGAUUUCUUCAUCAGUUUGCUGUCCAGUAUCAGAUGGAAGGCCCGGACACACAGGCGUGAGAUGUUUGGCGGACGGCAGAACGUACCAGGUCGGAGAUACCUUCCGAAACAGAGCCGGAGAUCGUUGUACCUGUCAGUAUUCCGGCAGGUCUACAUGUGUGUCCCAUCCAAUCCCAGCGUCGUCGGUAUACUGUAGAUACCUGAAUAGGCAGUAUACGACUGGACAACGAUUCGUCGCCGCGGACGGAUGCAAUGAGUGCAGAUGUCGCUCUGACGGGACAGUUCGCUGUACUGAUCAGUCCCGAUGUCACGUGGAUAGUUCAUCGUCACGGUUAUAUUGCACGUACCACGGAGAGCGAUACCUGGCCGGGCGGAAUUUCCCGGCGUCUGACGGCUGUAACGAGUGCACCUGUAGAAUGGACGCCACAUACACCUGCACUUCCAGCCCCUGUCACCGGCGUCAAGAUCGCAGAGAUGGAUCCCCAACGAGUGGACAGGUGUACUGUACGUAUGAGGGAAUUCACUACAGCCGUGGCCAGAGCUUCUCCCAUUCUGACGGUUGUAAUCGCUGUUCGUGUGGACGGGACGGAAGAGUCAACUGCACUACCCGCUCUUGCCGGGCCCCACGCGUCAUUGAUGAUCACGGCCAUGGACAUGGACAUAGCCAUAAAUGAAGGAAUAUUUUUAUUUAAAAAAUUAAAUCAUUAUAGAAAUAAAUAUUUGCUACAGUCA
Molecule: messenger RNA, 1150 nt
Organism: Ostrea edulis (European flat oyster)
Lineage: Eukaryota; Metazoa; Mollusca; Bivalvia; Ostreida; Ostreidae
Product: kielin/chordin-like protein
Exons: 8
Coding region: 94-1092 (332 amino acids)
Biological process (GO): negative regulation of BMP signaling pathway
Cellular component (GO): AMPA glutamate receptor complex
Source: RefSeq, a predicted model, not a curated record